AUUGGUUGAUUGAUUGAUUGAUUAAGGUGGUCCAUGUCCUGGACACGAUGCACCAGGGGAAGUGGGAGUGGCUUUGCUCCCGGGUCGAAGCCUACUCUGGAACCGACCUAUCGGAAAAAGGCACCAUCCCCUCUUACUCACGGGCCCAGCAGCUUCUCCUGGUAAAGAUGCAGAAGCUGGUGUGUCGAGGAGGAAGAGAGGAGAAUGACAGCCUGCGCAACUUCAAGAACAGCUUACAGCCUGAAGAGUCCAGCCUGUCCUCAGACCCCAAAUCCAGCCCUCGCAUGUCCAGAGCUAGCGUCUUCAUCACACAGAUACUACAGUUUGUCAGCAGGGUGGAUAAUAAGUAUAAGCGUAUGAACAGCAGUGAGCGUGUUCGCAUUGUGAGCUCAGGAAACCCAACGCUGCCCAGACCAGGCUUCGAAACCCUGAGACAGGAUGGAAACCCAACGCUGCCCAGACCAGGCUUCGAAACCCUGAGACAGGAUGGUAAGCCCUGCACCCUACACACUACAGGAAACCCAACGCUGCCCAGACCAGGCUUCGAAACCCUGAGACAGGAUGGUAAGCCCUGCACCCUAAACACUACAGGAAACCCAACGCUUCCCAGACCAGGCUUCGAAACCCUGAGACAGGAUGGUAAGCCCUGCACCCUACACCCUAAACACUACAGGAAACCCAACGCUGCCCAGACCAGGCUUCAAAACCCUGAGACAGGAUGGUAAGCCCUGCACCCUACACCCUAAACACUACAGGAAACCCAACGCUGCCCAGACCAGGCUUCGAAACCCUGAGACAGGAUUCACCAAAACUACAUCCUACCAUAAACUGACAUCCUACCAUAAACCUACAUCCUACCAUAAACCUACAUCCUACCAUAAACCAUAUACACUACUACCUAUACGCCCUGUUUCUCUCUAUAUAUAUACACACACACACACAUAUACACUACACCUGUUUAUCUCUCAUAUAUAUAUAUAUAUAUACACACACACCUAUACACUACACCUGUUUAUCUCUCAUAUACAGUGCCUUGCAAAAGUAUUCGCCCCCCUUGAACUUUGCGACCUUUUGCCACAUUUCAGGCUU
Messenger RNA from Oncorhynchus keta (chum salmon), 1089 nucleotides. Its product is annotated as caspase recruitment domain-containing protein 11-like. The record is from RefSeq and is a predicted model, not a curated record. NCBI's taxonomy places the organism in Eukaryota, Metazoa, Chordata, Actinopteri, Salmoniformes, Salmonidae. The transcript has 6 exons. The coding region runs from base 48 to 725 and encodes 225 amino acids.